AAAGGCGGUGACCGAGAGCCGGUGGCUAACACCCUUAUCUAAAACUCUGCCACCGUGGUCGCAGUGUUUACAUGAAGUUUCAUCGCGUAUCUUCAUGUCGGUGUUCGGAUGUUUGCGAAUUUGUCCCGCUAACAACGCCUGAAAGAUGGAAUGACGACCCAAUGACAUUGAUGAUGAACCACCAUUCUUAAAUAAUAUACGCAAUAGCGAAGAACAAGUAAAGUGAUGAACUAAGUAAGCGAAAGCGAAAGGACCCAUCAUGCGAAGCAACGGACAUGCAUACCGCUCCCCGGCACGUCUGUUGCAAGAGGCUGAUAGGUGGAUAAACGUACCAGAUCUCUUCAUGAGAGCACCACAGACACGUAUCUCGGCCUAAAUUUAAGUAAGUACUUACAUGAUCAUCGCUGGAGCUCAGCGCUUCCACAGCCCUAUGGUAUCCUAAUUCUCCGUAAACGCCAACAGAAAAAUGAGACCCAGAGCUCUUCCCGUGAUUCACAAUAAAUUCGAGUAGAAAUUAAGAUCUAGUAGCUCCGGGCCAAAAAAAUGACGGACUUCGUUCAUCAUCUCCUCCAGCAAUGCGGGCCCAAUAAAUACGGAAAUCUCGCCUUCCUUUGCGAGCAAACUGAGAUGCAACAGCUAUUGCAUGUCGCUGCCACGACUGCGGGUGAUUCACGAGCAGUAGAGGCCCAACAAACAGAAUUAGAAAAAAGUCUGUCGCCGGACUUCUACGCCUUGCUCUUUCUCGCGUACUUGUAUCACGGUGAUAGGACCUCGACCGGACAAGAAGCUUUCGCCCGGGCGGAGUGUCUUUUGCAGCGGCUGGUAGACGAUGUUGCCGCAGCUGGGCUCGCUGGCGAAGGAGGUGGCGGAGGAAGUUCAACACGAAAACCCGCAUAUUACGGUGGAACGCAGCUCGCCGACUGGUUGCCGCACGGACAGUUGAUUCUGCAACUCCGGGCGAAUUACGAAUUCGCGGAAUGCGCAGAAUGUAUCAGGAGCUUGCCGGUUCCGGCUGUUUUAGAACAGUUUCGAGAAAUUGUGGCGCAGCGGAACCUCCAGACGAGCAGCGCUGCGUCGAAUCAUGGAACACCGUCAAUUAUGGCUCCACAGAGUGAUGGAAGUUCAUCACGGCCAGAAAAACAGAUGGCGGCGCAAACUCUAACUCAUCUUGAGGGCCGGGAACAAGAUCAAGAAGAGCAAGGGGCGACUCCGUUUUCUUUUGCACAUAUUUCAAAAGUGGUUUCCUUUUUGCAGGACUGUGAGGACUUUCAGGAGCUGCAGAUCGGGAAAGCCACCGCGGCGGAAAGCGAACGCGACGACCCAAUGGAGGGAAGGGCUUGAGGAAGCACUCUGUGGCAAGGGCUCCCGCACUUCACAUCAAUUGGACUGAAGUACUAGAAUGAAAGUACUAGCUGCGUCAUGGACGAAGCAGAAGAUGCUAGUGAAGAUAGAACGUGCUGCAACUACGACACUUGUUUGUUUCGCAAAAUGUGAAUGAUUGCCUUUGCUCCCUUCAUCACAUCUAGCAGGUGAGUUUGAGUUACGUGCUUCACCA
Messenger RNA from Amoebophrya sp. A120, 1555 nucleotides. Lineage: Eukaryota; Dinophyceae; Syndiniales; Amoebophryaceae. The record is from the annotation of a GenBank genome assembly.